AAGGAACUCGCUAAGUGGUGACUGAGCUUCACAUCCGCCCGCAUGUUAUUGUUUACGAGCAUUCCUGAAAGAAAUUGGGUCACUCAAAAAUAGAAAUCAUUUACAGUCGCUCUUUUCAUCUUUGCUUUCUGGAUACGUGCCUUUGAUGAAGAUUCUCGGUUCCGUUCUUAAGAGCUGGAUAGAUGGUUCUUAAUAGUUCGGCAUCUCCAUUAAACGUCACCGAUAAGCGGAAGUGAAGAUCCACGUUGCUGACAUGUCCAGGCGAGGCAGGAACAGCCGCGCAUGGCGAUAUGUUUGGGGGGAAAUACGGCGGGAUGCUGAUGCAAGAGCACUUGUCUUGGCCUCUGAAAGUGACGGAUGGGGUUACGAGCGCCUGGAGUACAGCGAUUCUGAUUCAGAGGCCGACUACUCCGCGGUGAUGGUCCCUCCGGGGCCCAGCGCUGUGCCAGUCACCGGGGAAUCUUACUGUGGCUGCGACUCCCAAGCUGAGACUAUACACCAUCGGAGAGGUUUUUACCAAGUCAAAGACUGUCACUGUGGAGAGGAUGAUAAAGAAUUUGACUGGGUUUGGGAUUCUGGCAGCCGAUCAACAGCAACGUUACUGAGCUGCGAUAAUCGGGAAGUCAGCUUCCAUUCCGUGUCAAGCUGCGGCACAGCUGCAAUCCGUGGGUCCAAGGAGCUGGCAGAAGGGCAACAUUUUUGGGAAAUCAAGAUGACAUCCCCUGUCUAUGGAACAGACAUGAUGGUUGGAAUUGGGACCUCUGACGUCAACCUGGACAAAUACAGGCAUUCGUUCUGCAGCCUUCUGGGAGAAGAUGUGGACAGCUGCGGUCUGUCUUACACUGGCUUGUUGCAUCAUAAAGGCGACAAGAUGAGCUUUUCCUCCCGGUUUGGUCAGGGUUCCAUUAUUGGGGUCCAUCUGGACACGUGGCACGGCACCCUUACAUUCUUUAAGAAUCGCAAGUGCAUAGGUAUUGCCGCUACAGAUCUCCAGAAUAAAAGGUUUUACCCCAUGGCGUGCUCCACAGCAGCAAAAAGCAGUAUGAAGGUGAUCAGAUCCUGCUCUGCACCCACCUCACUUAUGUAUCUGUGCUGUGCUCGCCUUCGCCAACUACUGCCAGACUGUAUAGACAGCCUUGACGUCCUGCCACUACCGCCGGGGCUUCGCCACCGGCUACACAACAAAUUAGGUUGGCUGCUCAAUCUCCACGGUGGCACCACAGAGGAGACCGCAGACUCCCCUGAUCGCUCUCCGUGCUUGGCCGUGCCUUCCUUGGUCGGGCAAUCGUCCUCUGAAAGCGACUCAGAGGGUUGUACGUCUGACCCCGAGGCCUGCCAAAGGAAGAGGUGCCGCUGGACUUAAUAUACUCUUCUUAAAUAAGGCAGAUGUCAUUGUUGUAAAAAAAAGUUCAAAACAACUGCCUCAAAACUUCACUCCAAGUGUGUCAAAAGUAUUGAAGAACAUAAGCGGAAGGGAACUAUCCUCUCAUGCCACGAAAACGUCUUGAUCCCAUCGCUGAAUACAGUUUCCUACCAGGACUACUGUAGCAAAAAGACAUCAAUAGUAAACGUCUCUUGCCAGUCAGGAACAGGGACAUGUUACAUGAGGGAGUACUGUAGAGUGUUACACUGAAAUUGUUUUUCCCUCCUGUAAAAAUGGGUCUCUCCGAAUGAGCCAAGCAGCUAUGUUCUUUGUUGUCUGUUAUGCAAAUAGUGUAUAUUCGUUAAAAAAAAAUGUGAUCACUUCUUAAUCAAAACAAUUAACUAUCUUGCCCUAUGCAAUUUAGUUGGAUUAUUUGUCAAGAAAAAAAAAAUGACUACUGUUGAGUGCACUUAUGGAAGUUUUCAGAAGGACCAACAGCCUUUUUACACCAGUCAGAGGUGUUGCAUUCUACUACCUUUAUUUACCGCUUCAUCAUAUUGAGAACUUUUUUUUUUUUUACUUUGCAAAAGCUUUUCUCACCUUGUUAGCAUUAAUGUAUUUUUUAUUUAAAAAAAAAACAACCCUAAAAGCUCUAUUUUAAAUUUUAUUUUAAAGUUAAAAUCCACACAUUUUCUACCUAAAAUUAUUCAAAACCAGAAUCUAUUUGGUGUUGGUUACAAAACAGUUACCGCUUGUGGUCCACUUAGUUACAGCUUUUAUUUUGUAGUCUGUCACACUAUUUUUUUUAAAUAACAUGUCUAAGCACUUAUUGUGACAUUUGUAUAAUUUGAAGGCAUUUCAGUUGCUUUCCCCCCCCCCAACAGCAUGAUGUUCAGAUGAAAAUAAAGUGAAUGCUCAAAAUGCUUUUCUUUUGUGACCAUCAAUAAUGAUCACAGCUCAAACUUGAAUGGGAAAGAAUGAAUGCUUCCUUAUUUUAUACCGAUUUUUGAGAGGCUGAGCAUAAGGGGAAGCAUCAUUUUUUUGUAUUAAAUCUGAUAAAAUAUUUCUUCGCAAACGAAGAGAAGAUGUAAUAAACCUUUUUAUCAUAUUUUAGCCCAUUCUGCCCUUUAGUCCUUUCUGCCAAAUGUUCAAUGCAAAAUAAACACAAAUACAACUUUUGAUUCAAACCUUUGUUUACAAAAACUACUAAAGAAACAUUUUGGAGUGCAAGUCCCUUUAUUUAAAAAAACGAAGAGCUAUCCAAGAAUGGGUCCACUUCUGGGGGACACUGACGCACCCCUAUAAUCAAACUAAAGUAUUAUCAUUUAAAAAAUAUGAAUGAAAAAAAAAAAUCUGUGGGAUAUCCAAGGACCAAGGCAUGCCUCAGGGCAUGCUAGACUUAAACCAAAGUACUCUCAUGAAAUUCUGAUGUGUGAUUUCAUUUCACAGUUUUUUUUACAUGUCAGUGUAUGUUCAUGUCAAUGU
Messenger RNA from Corythoichthys intestinalis (scribbled pipefish), 2848 nucleotides. It is a transcript of the gene spsb3a, whose product is annotated as splA/ryanodine receptor domain and SOCS box containing 3a. Gene Ontology annotation, molecular function: protein binding. The transcript is spliced from 7 exons. The record is from RefSeq and is a predicted model, not a curated record. Gene Ontology annotation, cellular component: SCF ubiquitin ligase complex. NCBI's taxonomy places the organism in Eukaryota, Metazoa, Chordata, Actinopteri, Syngnathiformes, Syngnathidae. Gene Ontology annotation, biological process: proteasome-mediated ubiquitin-dependent protein catabolic process. The coding region runs from base 254 to 1363 and encodes 369 amino acids.